AUGUUCUUGGCAUGGAAUGAACGUGGAAGCAGCAUAAAAGAUGCCAAACUGCUGAAUGUGAAAACAGAGGAAGGUAUUAGAGUUAAGUGUUUAUAAACCGCGUUGGUUUAUAAAGAUUUCGCCACUGAGAAUAAACCGACGUUUCUUACUGUUUCUUUGACUUUUUCUUUGUUUCUCUGUCUUCUUCUCUGCACUAUGAAACUGAGAUUUGUGAAAAUCCCAUGAAAAUCACUUGAAAAUACCAUGAACAUCAUUUCAUGGCCAAUGAAUCUUGCAAAAUAAUUUUUCAUGACCUCAUCUGUGGCCAUGAAAUUUUCGUGGAAAAAAAGUUCAAGGUGUUUCAUGGCCCAUGAAUUAAACUGGACUACUUUCAUGGGUCAUGAAUUUCCAAUGAAACACCACAUUAUGGAAACAUACCAAGAAAGUUCAAUGAUGGAGCCAUGAAAAACGUUUAAUGGGCCAUGAAAUAAAUACUGAAUUUGAUUUGUGAGUCAUGAAAAAUGUAUGAAUGAUUUCAUGGCUCAUUAAUUUCCCAUGAAAAUGCUGAUGAUGAAAGCAGUGCCACUGUGAAUUAAUGCCUUGAAUAAAUAUUUAACAACUUUGCAGCAAGAACACUGCAUUCCAUAAUAUUUACAAAAUGUACAUGUAUUCAAUAAAUGAAAUAGUACGUUUUGGGUUGUACUAGAAUUAGCUAUACACUAACGAAACUAGUACUUUGGGCUGCACUAUUAACAGUCAACUUUCAACAAGACAGAUCCACUCUGAGACCAGCUAGCACAACAUCUUAAGUUUUUGUCUAUUGUAUCAAUAGUUAGAGAAAAAGACAGACACAUGUAUGAACAGGCUCCAAGUACCUCUUUAAAGAAAGUUGACUGUACUGUACAUGUAUGUGCUACUCAACAUGAAUUAAACAUGCAAUGUACAAUACCAUUCAGAUGUGUAUACUUAUUAUAAAAACAUCUGAAUACACUGUAUAUAAAAAAAACCAGCGAAAUUCUAUCCAUGCAUGUAGAGGUAUACGCUAUCUACUGCAUGGUUCGAUUAUAAAAUGGUUUCAUCUGCUCAAGAGAAAACAAAGGAGUUAAAUAUUACAACUUGAAUGAACCAACCUUUACUUGCUGUGUAGAAUGCUUUUUCAAAUGUUCUACUGAAGUACCCUUAAUGAGGCAGAGUGUGGUCUUGUAUCAAAAAAGGAAUAUCCAUAAAAUAGUCUUGAAUCGAGAUAAGAUCACGGGGUCAGAUCAUCAUCUACUUUCUAUUUGUUAAACUGAAUCACCAGUAUAAAAACUAAAUUCUUCUGAUAAAUCUUUAACACUCUGCAAAUUAUGUAACGUAAUCAAUUCUUGUUGAAAAUGAUUUGGAUGAUUUAAGUGUAACUUACUUGAUUAAAAAUACAGUGUUCAGGCCGUUUUAUGUAUUACACACAGCACAAAAUGUAAACAAGAUUUUUCCUGGCUUUCAUGAUAAUGUUAAAGCUAUCAAGUCAAGAGGCAAGAGCUGGCCUGGGUUGAAAAGUGCAUGCUACAUUUCUAAAGUACAGAAGUACAGUUACAAAUAAUGUUUCAAUAAAGAGGCAUCUUCAAAGGCCAACAAUGCUAUUUUAUUGAAAAAGGUAACCAAAAUUUAGCAACAACUGUGACUAUUGUACAUUUUGAACAUUAUUAAUAGUUUAUGGUAGUACCCUGAAUUUUCAAUCCAUUUUAACAUGUAGAAAUACAGUCAUGUACUUGUUGUAAACAUACACUUAGGAGGCUAGCAAGACAUUUAUGAAAAAAAAGUAUAUAUAUAUAUAUACAAUGCAGUGUUGAAGGUUUAAGUAAAUCCAGUUUACAUGCUAAAAUGUGUAAAUUCUUAGCUGCAUUUGUUGCCUCCCAUAGCACUGCUUGAACCUUGGUAGUAAAUUUUCCUUCUGUUUGAAAACUGAACCUGUCACAGAAUGAUUAAUAUCACAAUUAGCAACUGAAAAUUUGCUCUAAAUUAGAGGUUCUGCAAAUAAGACGUAGGUUCACUAUUUCAGUAAGACUGAGUGGAGUCCAAUUUAGUCUGCAAUCAUACAUGUACAAGUGUUUAACAAAAUCAGAAAACUGUGUAGCAGGAGUCCAAUUUGUUUAAUCACGAGUACAGCUGUACAACACUGUAUGAAUACUGACUGAAUUAGAGGACAUGAAGGUCUGUUAGACUAAUGAUUAGUAAUAAAAAAUCAUUAAUCCUAACCUUUGCAAAAGAAAAGGGAAAAGGUCAACACAUGGACAGUUGUAUAUAUGAGCCAGUGCUAGUGCUUUUGUAUAAAUUGUGACUAAAUAAACUCGUUGCUUGUUGAUAUAUAAAUUGUGGUCAUCGCUGUACAAAACAGUCAAGUAAAUAAAAAAAAAAUUGAAGAGUUAAAUUUUGAUAUCAAUAAUACAUUGCAACGGACUAAUGUCAUGUUGAAAUAUUGUGAUCAAUGUCUCUUUUACAUGUAGUACUGGCACCUAUCAAAGCAGUCCACUCAUCUUCAUUACCACGAGCCAAACCAUUUUAUAAGCCACUCUCAAAUGAAGCUGUAUAUUUAUCAACCAGAACAGAACUAAAUCAUAGGAAUUACAUUGUAUACAGUGUGUAAAAUGAACAUGCAAGUGCAGUUUUGGCGAUGCAAGCAUAAGCAAAAGAGAUUAUAGGUUGGUGAGGAUGGCCUUAACAGAAGCACAAGAAUAAACACAAGAAUAAAACGUAAAACCGUACCUUGUGGAGAAUUGUUUCUAGCUUUGCCGCUGAAGGGUCCAGUUUGAUAAAUUAUCAAAUCCUAAAUCCUAAUUAUUAGGAUUUCCGUACGGCCCCACUCAUACAUUAUGCUUGCAGGAGCCAUUUUCAUACUAUUUUACACAAACAGUUGAUGUGAAGGGAAUCGAAACAUAAGACUUAAGCUUACAUGUAAGCUUAAAUGCGUAAAAUAUGAUCUGAAUAUUGCUGUACGGAAAUAUUACACGUGCAGUGUAUGAGUAUCUUGUUAGCUUUAAUCUGUUACAAUGCUUCGCUACAUAUCGUACCUCACUGUACACUGUAAAGACUGGUCCAUCUUCCGCUUUGAUGUAGGUGACGAUCUUUUUCCUUGUAAAACUAUCACAGCACUGUAAAUUCCCUAAAAACUCGCCUUGAAGUUGAAAAUGAUGGCUGUUGAUUACUCGAUCAAAGUUCGAUUGGUUUUUGGCGCUCACGCUGUAAAAUGGUCAGCAGUGAUGCUCGAAUUAGAGGCGCGGUCGCAAGGCAAACCGGUUUGAGGGCGGUUCAAAUUGAAACUAACGGCUUCGCUAGUGUUGGGUUUUGUUCGCUCUGAUUGUAAGUUUAGGAAGAAUCUUCGGAUUCAAAACAUGUUUUAACCUUUAGCGCAAAAGUUUAAGAAACGUCACUUGUUGCGCGACUGUGAGGAACCAUAAUCGAUCGCUUUUUUGGGUAACAUGUAACGAAAACUUCGCACCGCUGAUAUCAGAUCAUCGGCUGGAUUCGGUAAACGAUUUUAGGUGAGUUUUGUUUUUAAUCAUUCUUAAGUAGUGCUUGUUUAUUGUAGAUUACUUGCUACUAAAGCGAAAUAAUCAUAGUUUCGUCGUUGUGUGCUGGGGCACAGUCAGACAGAGCCGCGAUUACAGUUCAAGUUGAUCAUGAUGUAAGAAAUAUAAGCUUUGCGGAACACAAUGUGACAGAGGCUGUGCAUGGUCUUUGUUAAGUUUAUUUUUACCGAAAUGAUGUUUGAUGGGCAUGACGAUCCUUUUUUCAAGCGACAAAUCAGUUUCUUCGACGAACGGAUUCACUCGGGGGAAGCCAUACAGGGGUCAUGACCUUGAUCAGAACAGAAAUGAAAGAAGUAAAUUGUUUAGACACCGGAUGUGCAUGUGACCAAAAUAAAAGUCUUGCUUGACACAAAAAGUCUCACUAUUCUAACCUUGAAAUUGUUAUGCAUGGGUCAAUUCCAGCUGCGCCCAGAGUUAUAAUUUAUGUUAUGAAUAGUUUUAUAAAUAUGAAAGGAUGCUUUUCAAAUAAUGUCAACAGAAAUUUGAUUUAAUGACCAAAAACGCUGAUUCACUUUGAUAGCUCCAGAUUUCGCUAUGUAAUUCUGGCUUGAUAAGCAAUGAAGAAAUGCAUGCAUGCAUAAAAUCAAGAACAUGCCUUUACAUGGCCUUUGAGCCAAUCUGUUUUCUUUCCCAGUGAAAUCCUUUGUGUAGUUAUAUUCUGAUAGGAAACAACGUGUGUGUCAAAAGCUCGGGAAUGGCUGAGGGGUUGGCAAAUGCCCGGCCCCCGGGCAGCACAAAAAUUUGCAAAUGCCCCAGCCCCGGGACUGACAAGGCGGGCAAAUGCCCUGCAGUAGCCUGGGGGGGCGCUGGGCGCAGCUGGAAUUGACUGAUCCAUUACUCCGUUGUUCUGAUCAUUAAGCACUAGAGCAUAUUAUUUUCCUUCAAAGUAGGGGAUUCUUUUUUUAAUAGGGAAGAAGUUUCAAUCUUUGUCUACACUACUGUAUCUGGCUUAGCUAGGGUAGAAAAGUUGAACUACAGUAUGCUAUAUAUCAGGGUUCGCAAAUACACCAAAUUUGGCGUAUUUUACGCCAAAAUUGUUCAGCUGACUCCACAGAGGUCACUUCGACUCCAGAAAUUUUCGGUAACAAACAGGGAGCCACUUCGACUCCAGAAAUUUUCGGUAACAAACACAGUUUUAUCCUUACCUUUUUUGCAACAAAUACAAUUUACGUUAAUUGUUAACGUUGUAAACCUUAAUUAAAUCAUCAAAAUUAAAGAAUUAUACUGCACGACAAAACAGGAAGAGGGCAAAUUACGAUCAAAGUUUACUCGAUGACCGCCAUCAUGGAUUUGAGCUUUCCAGGUCAGCGGACCGCCACAGCUACUUUGUGUAUCCAUAACGAUAGUGUAUACAUGCUAGGACCACGUGCUGGAAAGUCUGAAAAUGGCUUUUUUCGUUGUGAUACUUGACUCCAAAUAUUCCAAAAUGACUCCAAAAUUUGUGAAGCAGAAGUCACAGUGACUCCACUCAUCAAUAAAAUUUGCAAACCCUGUAUAUAUGGUUGGCUCUGCUGAUGGAACUGUUCAAAAUUCAUUCCAACAAACCUGACAACAGUAAAUUACAUGUAUGUAUUAAAGCAGAUUGUUUACAAUCAUGCCAGGGUAAGCAGGGAUGUAGCCUGUGUACAAGCGCCCCCUCUCCUCAGUAAGAAUCAGAGAAGGGGCGUCUGUGAUGCACCAUUGGUAAUCGGGUAUGGAGGCCACGUGAUUUUUCCUGGAAUAUGUGGAAAAUGAUUUGAUUGGCUGUUAUUUGUAGAUCAUUACAGUGUGUACAUCAUGAAGUUGAGGGAUUUUGAUUGGCUUUAGGGCCUGUCAUCAAAACUCAAGCAAAACAAUAAUGCUAGGGUCACGUUUCACACUAUCAUGAGCUCAUGAGUCAUGUCUGACUUGUCAACACUUUAUUUCAAACUAAUGACUUCCCGUAUCCAGUGGGAAGGCUUGCAUAAGAACAUGGAUCUUUUCCUUCAAUAUGGGCUCGUAAGAACAUUUUUCUUGCUCGGUAUAGAGUAAUCCUAUUUUAGAAAUGUGUCACUCUCUCAGUUACUCGAUGGAAAUAACACGCAUGCACCGACAUUUUGAGAACUGGAAUGACAUGAAACAUGAGCCAUGGAAAUUUUGGUCAGUGGAAACAAUUUUUUUAAUUUAUGCAAAGUUAUUCCCAUUCACGAUUAGCAACAGGGAAUCACAGACGCCCCUUCUCUGAUUUUUACUUAGGGGAGGGGGUGGUCUGUACACAGGCUAACAGGGAUGUGGUUAAGAGCUGGCUGCCAGCUAGUUCAACCAGCUGAAAAAGAGCUUACCACCAGCUGAAUUUGCAAACCAAACCAAAGACAUAUGGGAAUUUUAGAGACGCAGUAGUGCAAAAAAGCCGGCUUGACCUUUAACAAAGCCUGCUUAUCCAUAUAUUUCAUUAAUGAAUCGGUUAUUUUAAAAAUAAUGAUAUCCUUUUGUGUGGUUUGCGUCAUCAAAACCAUUGUUUUAUUAUUUAAGGAUGGAUCAAAUGUUCUACAUGAAAUCUUGACAUGAUUCUGCUGUUAAUUUUGUUUAGAUGUUGCUGCAUUUCAAUAUUCAUUGUAUCACUGUACUUACAAGAUGGAUCUGAUGGCUGAGGCAACAACAGUGACCAAAGAUAAGAUUUACAUUUUUUUGUUAUUGUAACACAACAACUUUAGUUUUCACUUAAAUGAUUUGUCUUGUACAGCUGUUCAUUUGCUAUUAGCUAAAAUAAACAUCUGUAUUGGCCUUGAAAAUGAGCUUUUUUUAUUUCAUUGAAACUUGUCCAAACUAAGUAGGAUGGAACCCUUGAAAUUUGUUGUUCAUUUUCAAUGGUGAAAUUUGGUACGUCAUGAUUGUAGCCUGGAGAGGAGAUACAGUACAUGUAUUCCAGAUGAAUUUUGUAUUGCAAUGACACUUUUUUUGUCAUUAAUGGCCUUAUUUACACUGUAGUACACCAUACUAAAGUGCAGUCAAGUUAAAAUGCAGACUGCAGACUGUGCAGACUGUAGAUUUUUUUUAAAUAAGCCCUGAGAAUAGUAAUUAGGGUUAAGCACUGACUUGAAAAACAGUUAGCUUUUAUUUAGGGUUAGGGUUGUUGCUACAUGUAUAUAGCUUCAAUUUAACCAGCCAACAAAUCCUCAGUGAUGUAUUUGAUUUAACAGUCGAGAGUAGUUUAAGACUAAAUUUUCAUGGUAGCCAUGUCUUUGUCUUUCCCAUGAAAAAUAAGAGAGGGCCAUAAUUCAUGGGUAAUGAAAAUGUCAUCAAAAGCCAUUUCAUUUUUUCAUGACCCAUUAAUAUUCGACCGUUCACGGAAAAAUCAUGGUUUUUUUAUGGGGCAUGAAUUUAACAACCCCAUGAAAAACCCAUAAAUUCCGACACCAUGAAAAAAGAGCUUUUUAAUUCAUGGCUUUUUCAUUAUCAUUAAAAAGCCAUGAAAAAAAAUUAGCGGGUUUCAUUCUAUUUCAUGGCAUUUUCAUGGGAUUUUUGUUUGUUAAAGUUUUUUCAUGGGCCAUGAAGCGUUGAAUUUUAAGGGGUUUUUUCACGCUUUUUUCAUUUUAUUUUCAUGGCAUGUUCCCCAUGAAAUACCAAUGAAAAUUCCCCAUCAAAAUCUCCUGAAAAACCUGUGAAAAACAUGUGAAAUUACCAUGAAAAAUUUCACUGGAUUUUCAUGGGUUUUAAUUUCAUAGUGCUGUCUGUCUGUCUGUCUGUCUGUUUGUUUCUUUUACCGGUGAUCCAUUAUGCGCGGUUGUUAGAGUUUAGUACAUGUUCCUUUAAAUUAUUAUGCCAUCAGGUCUUUGUUGGCCCAGACCUAGGCAGGGCCUUUACAGUUUCAAAGUACACUGAAGUCAGUCUACACGGAAUAGUUCCUUAUAAGAUAGCGACUUAUGUAAGUAAGAUUAGCUUAGAAUGGCAAUAUUUUAGAACUUCGUCCGGAAUUGUAAGUAGUUAGCACACUCGAAAUGUUGCGCCCUACCUUUAUCGGCAGCCUUACCAGCUUGGCUAUUAGCCUGUGCCGUUCUAUUUUGGAAGGGUUCCGCGAGAACUGCCCCUACAAGGUCCGAUUAUACAGCAUCUAAAAUACAGCCUGCGAUAACAAAUAUUCUCUGGCUUUUACAAAGCCCCGCCAUCACUGGUCAAAUCACAGCCCCCAUUAAAGAAUAAAGCCAUUAUUACAGUAGGCUAAGAUAGAAAAAUACGGAUUGCGUCAAGAACCAAUAGGAUUCGGUUUGAAGUUUUUAGAAUUUCAUUUAGUAAAAAAGACGGACAAUUUGUCAUAAGUUUCUGUUAUCUUAACUCACACCGAUGGCACGUUUCAUUGAUGUUUCAAUAUAAAAGCACUCACUCAUUUCAUCAUAGGCGUUCCAUUCAAGCCGAAAACUCUUGGGGUAAAAAAAAAACCGUGCGGAGCAUUUGAGGUCACUUGGAAUCCACCAACCCUAGACUCUGGUGGCGGUCCUCUCACUGGUUAUCAGGUUCAGUUAAAGCAGAAACUCUCAAAGUUAAUAAUGGAAAAUGGUGGCUGGCGCAACUGCACGGCCUUCUCUUCAAAUCAUAGCUGUUUGUUCAAAGACCUGCGGAAUAAGACAGAGUAUCAAAUUCGAGUCCGUGCUUUUAAUAAGAAGGGCCCGGGUCAAUGGGCAGACAUUGCCGAAACUACGGAUUUAAUUGGUAAGUAUUCCAUCUUAAUAUUGUUGUAUUACACAAAAGUCAUGGUAACUUUAAUUUGUGGUACUCAAUCAUUAUAACUUUUUUACAGCUCCCUUUUAGAUUUAUUUCUACUCUACGUGUUUACUUCAUGCAGUUCGACAUUCUUUCCUCAUCGUUACUCCCUUCUUUUUAACAAUACUUGCAUUCAUUUUCUAUUUAAGUGUACCUUUGAGGGUGCUCAUUUAUAUGUUCACUCCUUUGUUUUCCCUACCAACUAAUUGAUUUAUCCUUACCGACAAACAUUGUUUUGUUUUGCUGAAGUAAUUAAUCUAUCAGGUUAUUGUAGGACCGCCUGAUGUUUCCGAAAUAAUAAACAAUGAAACAGAAAUUCCUGGAAAAACACCCAAUGUUACAGUGCAGUGGACACGACCAAACGAAAGAAACUGCAGCAUUACCAUGUAUUCAUUGCGCUACAAAGCAGUUCUACCUGCUGCCGAGAAGAUGACGGAAAUAAAUAUCACCAAUGCCAGCGUCACCAGUUUCGAGCUACAGUUCCAACACAGUAAGAAAUAUGAAGUCACUGUCCUUGCUUGGAAUAACUUGGGGCCCAGUGAGGCAAGCAAGGCAUGGGAUAUCAGCACAAAACAAUGUAAACACACUUUCUUUGGUUAAAUAAUUUUAAUUAAAAUAUAGAGAGAGCCAUAUUUCUGUUGCUGGAUGGACGUGUGUGUUUGAGCGUGGGCAGCCGCCGUGCUUUCAAAAGGUCGGUGAGCUAACCCACUUCGAAACCUGAACAUAUAUAUUUUACGUUACUUUUAUAACAUAAAAACACAUUCCUAACCAAUCUGGAUUUUAAUCCUGUUGAGUAAUUACGGAAAGAUAAUGAGUCCUUUGAUGUAGAGAUUGUGAUUAUUCCUAUAAGACCUGGAUUUCAGUGCAAUUUCACAUCGGCCAAUGGUACUAAAACUUACUGAAGAAAAAGAAAGAAACUAUUUUACUCCAUUAAAUCUCAUAGGCAACAUAAUUUAACGUUGCCCUCCUUUACCUUAACUUAUAUUCAUGACAACCGACUGUCACCAAAAAAGGAUCCAAGAAGGAAAUAAAUUAAAACGUUUACUAAUAAUUAAAACAAACUUUCCUGCUUAGAGUAAAUUGUGAUAAACAUACAGGAAAAAGCUUUUUUCACUGUGAGUGAUAGAAACCAUAUACUAAGGAUGACAAAAGUAGUAGCAGAAAAUAUGACUACUUUCUACAUAAUUUCUCUCACCGUAUUCAUCUCAAUUAUUCCACAUCAGGAUUUUCUCAGGCAGGAGCGUAGAUAUAUUUCUUGAAAGUAUUUGUAUACUCAAUGAUCAACGUUCAGCAGUCUGCUGUUAUCAUGCAAUUUUUUUUCUUUUUUGGUUUGAUUAAAAUAACUUUCACUUUUGAUAGAUGUUCCAUUUCGCGUUACGAAUUUGCAUUAUAAAGGAGGCUGUGGCUCCAUCAACGUCACCUGGAAUGCACCAUCACGUGACGCCGAGGGAGGAAUAGUGACAGGGUACCUUGCACAGAUAAAAGAAGUCAGUUCUAAAGAACCAUGGUUUAACUGGACAACAAAUAACGUUUCUCAGUCAACUCAGUCAUGUCUAUUUACCCAACUUAAGAAAAAGCGCGAGUAUCAUAUAAGAGUAAUGGGGCAGAACAACAUGGGAUAUGGUUGGCCUUCUGAGAUGUCAAAGGUAUCUACGAUUCAAGCAGGUGAUUAGUGACGAACUUUUGUCAAGUGUGACCCAAUUUGUCAAACCGAAUCCAGAUCCAAUGACUGUCUCUCCACGUUCAAAUUAAACUUGUAAGGAUUAAUUGUGUCUCGUGGGUUGGGAGGUUGCUCCUCCUAUCUCAAUUACAAACGAAGCUCUCGUAAGCGAUCGCCUUUGUAAUUCGUAAAAGUCCUCGCACUCCUAGGGCUGGUCUAGAUUACGAAAAUCAAAUCGAAAUCUCUUUUUGAAACAACCAUGUGAUAAACCUAUUGGGGACGGUCGCUUACGAUAACGUUUCGCAGAAAGGUUAGUACACGUUAUUAAUUGCCCAUACAUUCGUUUUUUCAUUACAGUAUCUUAUUCAAACUGUAAUGGGAUAUUAGAGCCGGAGUUAUGUUAUGUAUUAUCCCAAGUUUGAUUACAGCUAUGAUUCUCUUAUUAUUCUUAUUAUUGAAUGAGUAGUCGCAAUCAAACAAGCCAUAGUCCGGCGGUAUAGGUAGAAAUUUCAGGUGAAUUCUGCACUUUUUGUUACAAACAUGAAAUUUGGCACACUGAUAGUGUUCACCAAUACUAGCAUUUUCAGAUAUAGUACCAGGCUGGAAUUACGUUGGUUUCCAUAGAAACCAUAAUUAAUUAAAAUUCAUGAAAAUUAACUUAAAUUCAUUUUUCCUAGUCUAUCAGGACAUAGUAUCAUUUCAAUCGGUGAUAGUACCAACCUGUUUACCACGUACAUCUUGUUUAUCACACGCCAUUUAACCUUAACUAUGUAUUGUCAUGGCAACGGUAAGCAACAGAAAGCUAAGACUACAACUAAUACCACUGGAUAAAGUUAAUGUGCAUUUAGUUGGUUUGAUCAAUAUAUGUAAAACAACUAACAUCUUUGCACAUAGCUUCGUUGCCUAGUUGAUUUCACUUUUUCGUUACAGAAUAUACUUAAGGUGCUUCUCUAGUUCUGCACUGUGCACCUCUCACUGUGCCUAAGAAGAUGGCCACCGUGAAAAAGAGCUUUUUAGCUCCUGCAGAAACAUCGAUAGAAGAGAAACUUUAAUGGAAGUUUCCAUAGCAGUUUUUUUCUGGCUGAGAUGAGCUUCAAAGUGUUGAAAAUCUGCAUACGUAUCAUCCUCACCAAGGUCUUCGAUAGUCGAUGCUGGAGGGUCUGGAUGGGGAUGUACAAAGUCAGUUGUUAGUUAAAAUUUUGGUCAUUUGUCAGUUGUUAGUAAAAUCUUAGGCUUUUUGUCAGUUGUCAGUUAAAUGAUUAUUAAUAAUUAACUACGAAACUUAUUCUUGUUUAUUUUUUAUCCGAAAUUUAGCGAAAAAGGUACAUAUAAUAUGAAUUAAACAUUAAAUUCGAAAACUUAUACAACAGUGCUCCAUUUCUCAAGUCGUGUGUUACUCUCCUCCGCACAAACGUUUUUGCUGGCCAGAGUCGAUAAUUUCCAACCAUUAAGCCAAUCAAAAUUUAUACCUUCAGAAUAUCACUGCUAAGAUUACCCAUAUCAACGCAAAUUUGAUCACAUUGUCGGGCGAAAAGAGUAAAACAAUGCUAUCAGUUAAAAGGCCUUAAGAACGGGUUUUUAGAAAAUAAAGCACAAUUAGGUUCUCUGCAACUUGUCAGUAAAACCCAGGGCAAAUGUCAAUUGUCAGAUAAAUUUUAGGCUAUUUGUCAGUUGUCAGUUAAAAUUUGUCAGUAGUCAGUUAACUCCAUCCAGACCGAAGGGUCAAGGGACUGGCCAAAUAAAUUCUCUAUAACGAGGUUUCGUUAUAUCGAAAUUGUUUUUUUUAUAUUUUCCAUUGCUGGGGUAAAGAAAAUCGUUCGUUAUACCAAGGACUUCGUUAUAUCGAGGUUCGUUAUAUCGAGGUUCCACUGAAUUUUAAUUCAUGGUUUCAGUAACAAAAAUACUUCAUUUCGAAAAAAAAAAUGUCAAAAAAUCUAUGUUCAGUAUUUUGUCAAUUCCAUGACCAGCGGAGAGAGAAGUUGUAUCACACACAGUUAGGACAUAGAAGACAGGUAGAAACUUCGAUUUGAAUGGAACAAGAGCCUUUUCAGAGAGAUAACUGCCUAGGAUGUUGUGAGGUUUUUCUUUCCUAUAGGACACCCAAAAUUCCUUCAAGUCUAAAUAGGCCUGUUUCUCGAGGCUCCAAGAUAGUGGGGAAAACGGAGCGAGAAGAAAAGGGCGCAUGUUCGAAUUACGACUGAUGACUAGUGGUGUUUUUCUAGUGUGCUUUUUCUCCGUGCGAACAGAAACCUACUCGAGCGUGUCCAUUGGCUGGUGUGGAUUCCUACAGUCAUUUUUCUUUUUCAUCAUGCGAUCCAGUUGCAUCCUGUUGAACGCGUCUCGACAUGCCCUAUGCCACAUAGCAAACGACUUGCUAAAGUGGAAGCAAGUCCAUUUCCCACGCCAAAAUAUUUUCAUUCCACUGCUGAACUUAAUUUCUCCGCCUCACAGAAUGGCGUUAAGUCUUGUUCAAAAGUAAGGUAUCCAGCACGAGAAUCGUUCGGUCUCUAGUUAACAGGACACUGAGGUUUUUCAGUUGUGUCCUUCUGGCAAAUAACACAUUUAAAACAGUCAAUAGCUUGAGGAAGCGACCUGUUUCUUGCGCCCUAGCUAGAAUUAACCUAUUUCUUACUUCCUAUUUUUAAACCGGCAUUUUUCUCUUCUAUAUAACUAGAAUAGUUUCUUUUCUAGCUGCACGGAGUCGCAUGCACAUUUAGAAUGAGAUAUUGCAAACUCUUACCAUCCGAACCAAGAGAAAGAAGAGAAAAAGUAUGUGCAGAAAAAUUCCAAAUUACAGCCUGGAUUUAUAUAAUAAAAAAAAAGUAAAUAACAAUUCGCAUCUAAAUUUAACAUCUGUAUUGUUUUACCUGUAUUUUGAAAUAAGACGUGCAUUAGAUCUAACCAAAAAAAGCAAAACAAACUACUUCGCGUGGGGAGGUCUCGGGUCUGAUAAUUUCAUCUGCUGCUAAUUAGCUGGAACUAGAAAAUUUAACUUGGCACUAUAUCAGGAAUUGACCAGCCUGUGAAUGUAAAAAAUCAAAAAUCAAAAAUCGCAUGAUUCUCUAGCUAAGCCGCCGUUAACUGCCAGAGGCGGUCGAUCACUUCAAGAGCUUUUCGUUACAUAGCGUUUUUAGUAAUAGUUCAAACAGUUCUGGUCGUAACUACAGCUGGAGAGCUUACUAGAGUGGAGGCAAGGAAGCCUCGACUGGAUCAAGGAUUUGGUUAAUAAUCGUAGCAAAGGACAACCUGGAUCUCCAGCUGCUUUGACGCCGACAGCCAUAUACGGCUAUAGCUUUCAGAUAUCCCACGGAUAAAAUUAGCUCAAACAUUUUAUUGAAAAUUUACAUUUGAAUUUCUUACUGCUAUACCUUAAUCUGAAAUUAUGAUUUAAUAACAAAAGUUGACAACAACAACAAGAUACGCACACGCUUUAAGAUAUAUGUUGGAAUGUUCUUUUAGCUAUAGGGUAAUACAUUUUCUCGUCUUCUUAUUGCUAUGUUGUGUUUUAUAGGUGCCCCUAGCUCGCCCGUGUUGGACAUUAUAUCGAGCCAAAAAGAAAAUGAAUGUGCUGUCUUUGUAAGGCCCCUGGAACCACUGUCAAGUGACUGUCCUGUUGUACUUUUUUAUACAAUAAGCUACAGACGGCAAGGUGACAAUGAAUGGACCAGAUUGAAUAUUACAGAAAGCACUACCAAAAGCCAGAUCAAGAUCGAGACAGAAUAUUCUACGGAAUAUGAGUUCCAGCUUGUGGCGUGGAAUAAAGUGGGAUCAAGCCCCAUUACUAAUAAGACGUACACAACGAAAGGGAAUGAAAUGGCAUCAAGCCCCAUUACUAAUAAGACGUACACAACGGAAGGAAAUGCAACAAAGAAUAAUGAAAGAGGUAUAUAUGUGUUGCAGUAAAUUUUUAUUUCAGUUAAUUCUAAUGUCUCCUUUGUUUGAAAUUAAUUACCUUACAUUACCAUGCUCAAAAACAAUAGGAAAAAAAUUAACUUCAACAUAGCUUGCAAAGUGUCAGUGGUAAUCAUCGUAUAGAGCGUUUUCAUAUGACGACACGGUGGCGAUAUUCAGUGUUCAAAAACAAUGAAACAGCAGCCUCUUGUGGGAGUAAAUGCAUUUGAUGUGUAAAUGCUUCCUUUUCUCCAAUGAAUUUGCAUAAAUUCUGACCACACUGGUGAAAACGCUAAAUGGCAUACAUAGGAAAUUUCAGUAUUUGUCUCAAGAAUGAAAUACAAGAUGAUCCUGCUCACAUUUCUAUCCAUUAUAUUCAAGACACUAUAUAUUUAUCAUCUUUCUAGUAAAAUUGUAAGAUUAAAUUUACUUCUAAGGACGAAAUGCAGUCCCAGGGAAGUUGUGGCGUAAUUCUUUUCAGCUACAUGCUACAAUAGUUUGUAUUUUCGUUUUAUGUCCGGCAUACUGAACACAACGUUUUCCUUUAAAAGUAACCAUAUUAUCUUGUGACACCCGUCGGUGCGGGAUUACGGCGUCUCCUCAGGUUGGCAUGACCAAUACUGUGAUACACAGUGUACUUUAUAUAUUGAUUGUUGAUUUCAGAAAUAUCCAAAAAUUUAUAAUUAAAGAGAUUCUCUGGGGGAGAAGAAUCUACAAACGUGACGACAAUUAAAACUCAAACAUCAAUAACUAAUCAGAAACGUACCGUACAGGAAGGUAAGACGCUGAAAGGAAAAAAAAUGUUAUAUUUAAAGUUACAGGUAUCUCGUUGGAGUUGGUACUCAUCUAUACCUUCGCUGGUUUACUUUCAAUCAUGGGAGCUGUACUGCUGGCGGUGUGUAUCAAGUAUUACAGAAAUACAGGAAGACGUUCCACCAAGAGGUGUGUAGAUACAAUCUGCUUUAAACAUUCCACCUAUUCCUUUUUCAUAUUGAAAGAUGCAACCGUACCAUACCUGUAUACUUGCUUGUAAAUGAGCCGUCUCAACUCAUUUGACGUGUAAAUGGACCUUUAGAAUGCAUCCUUUGUUGCUGCCAGUGAGUGAGCCUGAAGCGAGCGAACCAGGCAGCUCUCUAAUCGGCAAAUUACAUUAUGGGGGGCAUUCAAUCACCUUUCCUUACCAAACGCAAGGAAUUGUGGUUAUGCGCGACUCAAAGAUUUAGGAUGCGCAAUGGACUCGUAGGAAUUGUGGUUAAGUGCGAAUGGAAGAUAUAGGAUGCGCAGUGGACUCGCAAGGAAUUGUGGCUGUGCUGGAAUGGGAGAUUUAGACCCUGUUUACAUGGAGUGGGGGACCCCGGUCUAGUGGGCUAGGUUUCUUUUGUUUUCACACUCUAGGGGACACAAAACAAAAGAAACCUACCCCACUAGACUGGGGUCCCCCACUCUAUGUAAACAGGGUCUUAGAAUGCGCAGUGGAUAACCACGUGCUUUCUUCUUGCACUGAUUUUCAACUUCAAUUUGAAUAAUUUGCAAUCUCGUUCAAGUAUGGAAACAAGAGGUCUAAUUAGAAAACAAACAACUUUGCACGUGCUGCAUACUUUUGCAGUUGGCCGACACAUUUUAUAAGUUCGAUAUUUUGACUACAGUGAUCAGGGUUAAGCACUGAAAAUACUAAUUUAAGCAUUAACCAUACUGAUUAGGGUUAUGCCCUGAAAAUAGUAAUUAGGGUUAACGGUUAGCUUCUAUUUUGGGUUGGGGUUUACGCUAUAAUAUUUGUAUAAAAUCACCAACUUGCAGAGAAAUCACGGUGGUGUAGUGGUUAGAUUAGUGGUAUGCAGACCCUAUGCUCCGGGAUCGAAUCCGCUUUUUCCGAGUGAAUUUUUUUCCUUUAAAAUUAGAGAGACUUACACUUUGACAACAUUUGUUGAUCACAAACUAAGUCUCUCAGUCUAUUCUAAAUCGACGUAUGAUAGUUUGGUCUGGCUGAGAUUCUUCGAUUUGUCAAAAUUAUUGAAAAAAAAAUAUCGGACUGCCGGUCAUUUAGUGUUUUGAAUAUCUUGACAGGUUACCGGCCAUAUAGCCGCUACCUUUAUUGUUUUCCGAGCAAAUUUCCUUCUGUUCUAAGAGGGAAUCACACAAUGAGCAUUAGAGCUACAAACCCCAAAUUUAUGUGUAAUAGUUAUCAGUAAUUGGACAUAACCGCCUUCCAAAUUGUUUAAAUUGGUGUUUGAUUCGUGACAUGGUUGGCCAAGUUAAUGUUGUGUUUUCAUUGUCGUUUCUCAAACCUAUCUUGUAGCGCAGAUCACUGUCGAACAAAUUUCCUUACACUUGGCAGAUAGAAUAAACAUUCUCAAACUCAAGAAUUUUAAGUUUCGUGGAGAUCGCACGAUUUUUGUGCGAACAGAAAGACUGAACACCAUCGUUAGAAAAUUUGCUCUUAUCUUCAAAUCAAAGCUUCAAAAUAAAUUUCAGUCAUUCAUUUGAAAGCGAGAAUGAUUGAACUUACACAUAUCAAAAAUCGAGAAUUAUUUGGCCACUUCUGACGCGACGCGAGCACAUUAAAAAAAAAAAAAAACUAAAACUGGCUCACAAUUAUGUGAGUCACCUUAAACGCGAUACUCAAAAGGAAGAUAUAAUAAUAAUUUCUAAAUGUAGAUCAUCACUGACAAAGAUUUUGGAUAGCCCUCUUAGCCUCAUAUCACCUUCUACUAAAAAGUUCACACUUAAUUUUCCAUUUCUUCACUAUUCCUUGCCCACGGCAGCAUUUCUACCCUUAAGGUAUACUAGUAUUGUUUAUAGUCAGUAAAGCAGAGCUUCCACGUGGAAGUGAAGUUGUGGAUCGGAACACCACGGAUAAAAUCUGGUAAACAAGCGAUGCUUAAGUUUAAAAUUUGUUCGGUCAAAUUUUUCCAUUUCAUUUAAUUUGGCGUUCUAGGACUACAAGGGACAUCCAAGUUUUGGAAGGUUGUGAAAUUCCUCCAAUCCGAACAGAAUUUCUUGAAUUGUUGGGUGAAGGAGCAUUUGGAAAGGUUCACAAAGCUACACUAAAGGACGGUAUGGCGUACUUUGAAGACGAGCGAGACUGGGCUAGCAGGCCUAGGAAGCAGAAAAUUAUUGCGGUCAAAGAGCUUUUUGGUGAGUUCAAGUGUGUUAACUUAUAGACGUUUUGCUUCUCUUUGCGUGGUGACGAUAGUAACCAUUUAUUUAACACCAGCCUUGUUUCCAGAAAUGAAGGCCGGCCACAUGUCCAAAAGCCACUUGGAUAUAAUAAAUUAACGAUGCAUGAAAUGGGAAAUCAAAGCUUACGUUAUGCGGGAUUUAAGCGGCUGUGUAACAGUCAGAAAUCAGUAAGGGUUCACUGGCCGAGAGAUCCAGGGGGCGAUCGGGGCCUGUUACAUCUUUGCCUCGACGGUAACCGCCGUUACGGUGAUCGAUGAUUUGUUUUUCUAUUUUUUUUAAUUGUACCCACCUAUCGGCAAUUACUUGAACACCUAUCCUUUUUGUCCCCAGAAAAUGCUAGCGAAGAAGAGAGAAAGGAAUUUAUGGAUGAAAUAGAGCUCAUGAAGAAGGUUGGGAAGCACCAAAAUGUUCUGAGUUUCUUUGGUUGCUGGACCACAACUAAACCAAUUCUACUCAUGGUAGAGUAUAUCGCUCAUGGAGAUUUGCUUCAUUGGCUUCGACGUAAAAGAAGCCAGGUAUCAAAAAUAAGGAUCAGGUGACAAUGCAAUUAAACACAAACAUUCCAUUUUUUCGUACCUCUGUUCAGUUAUAGGUCUGACUGAAAUGUUCUAACUAGCGAAAACAGAAAUUUCGGCUCAUUGGUUCUUAGUGUUCUUACCACAUUCUGGUGCCUUCGGUGAUCUAUAUCUAAAGAUGCGCGACAAAUCUUGUCGGUGAGUCUUUGGUAACGAGAAAAAAUCUACCCUUAGAAAAAAAAAAAGAAAGAAAGAAAUGAAAAGGAAAAUAAAGAUAGACUGAACUUGUUGGAGAAGAAGUUCCAGAAAAUACCUAAGCCAAAGAAAAAAAUCACCUCGACCUCUUUUCUAGCAUUUUACAAGAACGUUUUUUCACAGGAAGCGCCAGUCUGUUAAAAAGCAAGGCUAACAGUGUUACUAUUUCCCUGAAGGCCAGAUAUUUUGUAUAUAUAGUAAGAUAAAUCAAAACGAGAUCCUCGCUGUCUUGCUUUAUUGCUUUUAUUUUUUUAUGUCGCCUAUGAUUAGAUAAGCAGUUCUAUGAUAAAAGUCACACCGGGGGCUGCCAAAGACAAAGAGCUGUAUGCUGGGACACCAACUUGGAACAGACUCGCGAUUGGCGAUCAGGUACAUAGCAGCUACUUAAAAAUAACAUAUGCGAGGAGCCAUCCCUACCCAAUCCCACAACCCGUAAAGGUUGGCCACACCACCGGGGUCUACGACCCCUACUCUUUUCGAAUAGUGAUGGGGGUUCUUUUACGUCUCACAAGAACAAAUCAAUGUAAGUGCUGUGAGACGGGAACUACGGUUUUUUGUCCUUUUCCGAAAAGACUAGAAAUGCUAACCAUUUGUAGAUGUCAUUACAAAGGCAGCACUUUCUUCUCAGUUAUUUAAAGACCCUGAGUGUUGGUUGAAUCCGCGGCCUCCCGCUCGGAAGACCGGCGCGCGCGUUCUCCCAACUGAGCUAACCAGGCGGCGGUCUUAAAUAUUUAUUUCAGUUAUAACAUUUAUUACUAUGAAAGCUAAUCUUUAAUCAGUCGAGAGAACGACUGGAGAACUGACAAUUUGACUAACAAUAGACGACUGUUUAACUGUGACAAUAGACGGAUCGAAACGCACCAAUUGCUGAUUACGAGUCUUCAUAGCCAAUAACAUCACGGCUUAACUGACAGACGACCGAUAACAUCGCGAUGUAAUUGACCAAUCAGAUCAAUAACCAGAGUAUAAAACCAUCAACUGACACGAUACAACUCACUUUGACUCUGAAGAUGACUAUCUACCGCACAGGUUGUCGAAACGUCAGUCACUGUCAACAACAACAGUUCUAUUCAGGACUACGUUCACCCGGACGAUCAAACUCAACCUACUUUUGAAAGCUAAUCUUGCAAAUUACUUAGAAUUUCCUUUUUUGGUGAGCCGCAUUAAAUUAAGGAUUAUAAAGAAUUACUCCUUAAGCAGUCAAAAAUUGGUUUAAGGUGUUUCGAUACAGUUCUUGUAAGACCAUAACCGACAUUUUUAAAAAUAUAGCCUCAUUAAGGCAAAAUCGAUAUCACUAUGUUAGCAAUAAUCAAAAACCUCUGAAAUCGAUAAAAGCCGAAUUGAACCUGUUGCUGAAAAUUUCGACAGCAGAAAAUUAAAGGUGCGCAUCAAUUUGGAAAAAUAAGCAUAACGUUAAAACUGCAAAUUUUGGCCGUUUCGUAGGUUAGGUUCGUCUUGAAAUUUUCAAGUUGUUGCAUUGCAUCGAUCAAGUUUCAUACAUUAUUAUUUAGUAUAUACGCACUCAGUGAUCUUAGUGAUUUAAGCAAUAUGAUUGGUUCGCUGUCUCAGACCAUUCAACAAUAUUCACCUCCCAGCGAGUGGAUAAUGUGUGAGCUCGGUGUUUUUCCUAUUUUUUUAGAGAACGACCUUUCAAAAGUCGACAAAUUCUCAGGCUUGACCUUUUUAAGGCAAGAAGAGACUUCGAAGGAUUCAAAACGGCUUUUUCGUCCAUUUACCUGAAUUUUGUGCUCGAUGGUAUGUUAACAACUCCUGUUUAUUUGCAUAGAAGAGGCCGUUUCGUGAAUUCAGCGUUUCCUAACAAGAAAAAAACUUUGCACAAAAAUGGAAGUCUACAUAUGACAAACAAAAAUGAAAGCAAAUGUUUGCUGAACUUCUAUGUUUCGAGUUGAAUACGACAAAGAAUGCUACAGGAAAACGACGCCUCACCUCGAGCAACCUAGCCGCCUCACUCGCCUUCGUGCGCAGAACGGCACAGCAAACAACAAACAACAAACUUGGUGAGUUAACAGAAAAUAGCAAAGUUCCCUUUUCUUCUCAGGUAAGGAAACAAUUCAAACUUUUAACGGUUCCAUUUAACACAAUUACGCUGUCGUUUGCGAAGUGAUAAACUUGCGAAUUGGCAUACUUGAAUGUUCUGCGAAGAGUAUCUUUCGCGCAUGUACGUUACAUGCAAUUUUUUCACGCUAGCUCUGUCAAUCAAAUAGUACUCUUUAAUGGUUCCUUUUCUGAAUUCGAAGAGAUCACUUCGUGUGUAUAUACUAAAACAAUUAUUCUUUUCAAUCUCGGUGAGUAUUGGCUUUAGGAAUAUGUACCUCGAUUUCAAAGAAUAUUGUUUUUUGAAAUUCAUUCUAUUACUUGGCAAUUUAAAACAACCAAAAAAUCAUUCAGACUGAUUAAAAUUUUUUAUUUGACGCCCGGCAGUAAGUGGUUCCUAGAAGCAUUUAAACGAGUCUUACUUUAAAAUGACGCCAAUUUUAGAACAUUUUUUCAGUAAUCUGACUACGUGAAGUUUCAAGCCGGUGUCAUUUCAGUCUAGAAAUUUUAAAGUUGAGUGAACUGCAGCCAGAAAGUGCCUUAAGGCUUUCAUAACAACUUAAAUAGUUAGCAAAACACUACUUUUUUCGCGGUCAAAUAUAUGACAGGAUUUCGCAAAGAAUAGACAACAGGCUGAUUAUAAAACGUAGUACUCGUCAAAUUUCGAACAAAUUAUCACCUUCUUAUCUGCUAAAACCGGCCUAUGGUUUAAAGCCAAGAGCCCGCUGAAACUAGACCUAGAUCCAAUUUUCAUGAGCUGAGAACUGAUUUUCCAAGGCAACACCGACGAAAUGUUUUUAUGGCUGGCACAGAAUAUUUUGGUGCAACAGCUCAACCACACGACCAUAUACCUGAGUUCUGCCUGUCAACACUAUGCGGAAAUCACACAAUCACACACUUUCGCGGCACUGAUACGACUAUCCAAAACCAAUUUUUAAUGUGAACUGAUGACGUCAAUCGUGCAGCGAAAUUGCCAGUUUAUUGAACGGUUAACUGAGAAGACCUGGGGACGAGCUGGAGUUGUUUUGGCAGUGAAUACACAAUGGCGGAACAUUUCACUCGUUUCACGAAGAAGAAUAGGCGAACCGUAUUGGCUAAAAACAUAACAAAAACAACAAGAAGACAACUCGACGGACCACAUCUGCUAUUUGGAGAAUAUUUGCAGAACUGAACAACCCUUUUUCUCCGAAACCUGCCGAUAAUUAUUCACUAUCGAAGAUGAACUCAACAUCGAUGAAGGUAGGCAUGUUUAGCUUGUUUUAAACUAGGAAUUAUUUCCGCUUUCGUUUCAUCUGAAGAAUUAUGGAGAUCUCGGGGGGUGUUAUCCGCGUCGGCCGUCCUCUAUCUCCAUAAUUCUUCAGAUGAUACGAAAUCCGAAUUCAAUAAUUGCUAAAUAUUAUGUUAUGACUGAACAAUCUAGGAUGAGAGGUCAACUGAAACGAUAACAGUUAACAUGGGAGCACCGAGACUCACAACGUGGUCUGCUUUUGAUGUGAUGGAGCAAAACGACUGUUAUGUUAAUCGUAAAGAGGAAUGCAAAGUCCCCAUGCUGGUAUCUUCGGCACCAAAUCAGGUACAUUUCAAGGUUUUUUAAUCGUAAAAAGUUCCACUAAGUCUAACCUUAAAUUCAGACCGUCUGGGACUACAUUUUAUGAUUAGUCGACCAUACAAGUUUAUCUCUUGUCACUACGUCAUGAUCCCACUUGGUCUUCUUCUUGAAUUCGCCAUCUUAGAAGACUUUGAUCAUGUCAGUUUGAUCUUUACGUUUUAAAAAGCCAGUAAAUAUUGGACCAAAACUAAUGAAAAUAAUGGAAAAAUUCUCAAGUAAUCUUAAAUUUUAAAAUACUGUACAAAGAUGCAAGCAAGCAAACAAACAAACAAACAUUUCAUGGAUCGAAGGAACUGAAGUUGUGAGCGUCAGUCGCUUUUCACCUCGAAACAAAAACUAAUUAACGUCAUACAUUAUCUCAAGCGAAUAAAAUCUAGGAACUAUUCAAGACAAAUAUUUUAGCGAGAACUAUUACACUAGACAUUUUGGUACCUUCUAAAAAAUCUAAGAGCACUCCGAAAUAAUUGACAACUCAAGACAGUUUUAAAUUCUGGUUUCAUGCUGUGUAUUCCGGAUUCUUAGUACUGCAUUGCGGAUUCCUUGUCAGCGGAACUUGGAUUCCAGACUACAGUCUUUAGAGGGGUUAAAGAUUCCUUGAACUGAAUUCUUCCAAAGCACAGGAUCCUGGACCCAUCACAAGCAAAAAUUUCCCGGAUUCCGGAAUCCGGGCAAGAAUGUCCAACAAAAUACUGACUUUGAAAGAGUUUGGUCAACUUUUUCUGAUGAAAUUCUUGUGUUGUUGAAAGUUUUAGCAAAAUCCGAUCAUACUCGUGCUGUUUUCCCAUUGAGAGAGAUGCUUGAUAACUUUCGUAAUAGGAGGUCAAAGUAUACGUUGCUAUGUACUGUCUAGGAGGUCGAGGAAACAAGCGACGUGCUUGGGACAAAUGCUGAACCUUGUACUAUUAACAUGAUGCAACAAGAGGAAGCUGAUUUUGAGAGCGAGAAUGAAUGCAAAAUACCCUUGAUCGUAUUCUCCCCACCAAAUCAUGCACAGGUAAAGGAAGUUUUAUAAGUUAUAGACAAAACUUUUAUUAUAUCAGCUCCUCCUCCUCUUCAAAAAAUCGUUCUCCUUUUCAAACAUUUUUAGGUUUGUAAACGUUCAACGCAUUUCCAAAAUAAUCGUAGAGUCAUUGAUUUAGAUUCAGCAUCGCGCUAUACAAAAUUAUCAUGUUUCAGGGCCAAAACACCUGAAUUGGGAAGUGUUUCGUCAAAGGCAUAACCAACAAUCUAAGCGCCAUCCAGGCUUUUAUGAUUGACUUCUAACUACUUAGGAUGAGGUCAUGUUAUGCCAUCUUUAAAUAGCAUAAGUUCUUUACGUUUGACUUAAAAUUCAGUAGCUACUCAUAAUGAUAUCUACAAGUUACCUGUUAAGGGUAGUGUUUCGCGUAUAAACAUUCUCACUGAAUCAAUAUACGGUAAAUCCUCUAUAAAGCCCGUCAGAGGAUGCUGUGAUGUAUUAUUUUUUCAAGGACGUGUCAGGGGGGUAGUUAGGAGAGGGGGGCUUAUUUAAUUUAGAAAAUAAUUAUCGAUGAUAUCAGUCUUUGAUAAAGGGCUAGAUUGCCAAGUGGAAAAAGCUCAAGUAUUUGAAUUUGGAGGUCAAGUAACUAAAGAUCAAGAACAAAUUCGAGCUUCGAUUCCAGCACGUGAAUAAAAUAAACCAUACCAGUUCAGUACACAUGAAGUGCCUUACAGCUAUGACUUAUCAAUACAGUCCAUUUGUUACUAUGAAUUAUCACGUGCACUAUUUAGAAUACAGAGGGCGUUCAAAACAGAACAAAUAAAUCCGAAGCAAGUGAGGGACCCUCAAGUUUUCCUGACGGCAAGAUAGAGCAAAGAGAAGGUGGUUUUGACGAUGACGAUCAAUGCAAAAUCCCAAUGACAGUGUUCUGGUCGUCGAUCCAUGAAGAGAAUGCUGCACCAAAGGCAGACGACAAAGAGUGUGAUAACGAUUGUGAGACGUUUCAUCCAACUGACGCGAUGUCCUUUGCGUGGCAGAUAGCACGAGGAAUGGUGGGUUGUAUCUCUUGAAAAAACAUGACCUGUUAUAGCGCUGCUGCAGUAGAAUUUUCUAAUUUUACAAAUCAAGUAAAGGUGUAUAGUUUUAAUUUAAACCUGUUGUAAAGAUAGUAUCACAGAAAAUGAACGUAUUUCGGAAAAAAAAAACAAAAACAAGCAACUAUCAAGCAACAAAAAAGAUUCCAUCGUCCGUUAGUUUGUGUGUUGUUGUAUAUUUUGACAUACAUUUUUAUCAAGGAUGACUUUAACUUUUAAAGAAUUGAAAGCGAAAAAUAGGAACCUUGUUAUUGAGGUCCACAAUCAUGAUGGAAAUUAUUCAAUGCGCCACCGACAGCGUCAUUUACGGUUUCACGAGUUGUGCCGAAUAAAACUGGUACUUUUUUUUUUGACUAAAGAACCAUUUUUGGCCUCUAUCAAACUAGCAAAUUGUUAUAUCUAAUUACUUAUCUCAUUAAAGUAAAUUUCCACUAAUUGGGUGUACACUUUUCAGAGCUACCUCUCUGAGAAGGGCUUAGUUCACAGAGAUCUGGCAGCGAGAAACGUUCUUGUCGGACACGGUAAAAAACUUAAGAUUGGAGACUUUGGUUUGAUGCGAGAAAUGUAUCAUGAACUGUAUGAAGUUAAGAAGCAAAAGAAACUGCCCAUCAAGUGGUUGGCGCCAGAGGCGAUUUUUGAGCAGAUCUUUACUUCCAAAAGCGACGUGUAUGUACUAUAUUCAACAUAUAAUACAGCCAAGUAUAACACCGAUUUAACGACACUGUGCAAGUAAGCUGUAAAAUUCCGUUAAUUUGUGUGUGGGUGUGUGUGAGUGUGCGCCGCUGUUUAAGGCUUUUCUAUGACUAUAUAUCGAACUUAGAAGUGAAGAAUUCCCUUGAGUGCAUUAGUUUCCGCUGUAAUUAGUUACGGACUGGGUUGAUUAAAAAAUGUUCCUCUAAUUGUGAAUUCAACCGUCUUGUUUUCAUUCGAUUUCAUACCCCGCCAUAAGCAAAUGUUAAAUACUAGAAAAAAAAAACACAUUUCGCUACAUGUACGCCAUGAUUUAAACCAAUCAUAAUACAGUAGCAACACUAGUCUUGGGAAGCGUUAUUCAAAGCUCUACGUUUUGUGCCCAUAAUACAACAUUUUAGGCUCAUUUAUCUUAUUUUAUCUUAUAUUGUUUUUUAUUAUUUUAGGUGGUCAUAUGGAGUCGUUAUGUGGGAAAUUGCAACCUUAGGUAAUAGUCUUACUUUCACUUACUUUCUUUUGCCUCCUGCGUAACUUGCGUAUACGUGUAUUUAUUUAUUUACCAAAUGCAUUUUCGCUCCCCUCCUUUGUCCCUCCCCAUGAGAACCACCCGCUUGCGCUGAAUCUUUAAACCUUAGUCAUCUUUCAACGCCAGGAUGGUUGAGCUAAAUGAUGACUGGCGAGAGGUUUUGAAGAAAUUCUACCUGCGAGGGGUUGUUAAUGAGGAAAAACAAGAAACUGAAUAGAUUGCUUUAUCAUUCAUCAACUUUAAAUUCACUACAUGACUUUCACGAAGCAAAGAUUGGAUAAUUCUAUAACCUUUGCAAGCCUAAGGCACGCGUCCUAAUUGUUCAUUGAAACAACAGAUUAGUUUCCAUCAGUAUCUACUAGACACAGAGUUAAGUGAGUAGAUCUUCGCCUGUAUUCGAUACUAAAAGAAAUCAUAAGUGGCGAGCCAAUCUUUUUUUAUUGCAGGAGGUUCGCCUUAUCCACUUCUUAACAAUGCUGAGGUCAUGAGUCUCCACCGAACAGGACACCGAAUGCAAAAACCUGACUUGUGUUCGGACAACUUGUAAGCCAUCAGAAUUCCUAGACAUCAUUCAAAAUAUUUUUCGUUUGUAAUGACAUUAUUUUCUCUGCUAUCUACGAGGCUUUUAAAAAUAGGUUCCAAAAUUAUACAGUUUUCAUCAGAAAAGGUCCUUGUAUGGCCGAUUCGCUUGUCUAAAAAUUAAUAAAUUCGCAGUUUGCGCUCAAAAUGGCUGGACACGGCUAGCUUGCGAAAACAGCUGGCACUCGUCGCUCCUCGUCGCCCCUAGGGACGUUUCUUGCGCGCGAAACAACUUUCGGGUGGGACACGAGAUGCCCCUGAAGGCAUCAUGUCUGUUACUGCAGCAGCCCAUUGCUACCCACUUUUGUAAAAACGGGCUUUAAGAAAAUCUGACAACACUCUCUAGGGCUGGUAUCCAUCCCAUCCUUGUCCGUCUGAGGGUUAAAUAAAAGGACUGUAUUUUGUUAUCUGUUAGCUACGCCUUUAUGAUGGACUGCUGGAAACAGAACCCGGAUGAACGACCAAGUUUUCGGGAGCUGGUUGAAAGGCUGGAAAGAACCAUGACUGAGCAAGUUGAAUACCUUGACCUGAAACAUUUGGACGAGACUAAAGCGUACUAUCAAGUGCAAGAGACCAAAACGGGCGAAAUAGGUGGCGACAGCGGGCUUGGCAUGCACAGAGCUGCUUCGUCAAUUUCAAUCGCUCUUUAGGUUAGACCUUCCAUCCUUAAACAGCAGCCUGGCCGGGAAUGUUCUAGUUAAUAAGUAACUUCAAGUCAGUGGGUUUGGUUAAGCUCAAACAUUUAAUUCUAACUUAAGAGUCGUUCCUUACAAAAGUAGAUUGCUUGUGACGGUUAAACCAGUUUUUUUGUAGGCUUAAGUUUUAUGGUCGAUUUAAUUUAGACGUACUAAUCGAUUUUAAAAAAUACUUAAAUGCUAACCUGGUUUAAAACAGUUUUUUACCCAAAAUAGCGGCUUUUAAAUUUGAACGAAACACCCCAAAAUGCGUAAGAGAGAUUUGAAAAAAUAAGAUUUAGAAGUGUAUCACAGAAAGCAACCCCUAAUUGUUUUAGUUUUAAUUGCCGUAGCUUAUACAAAAGUAGAUUUUAGCUGAAAGUCUAAAUCUGAACAUCCAUCCGGUUUGAGGUGAAAAAUCUGAUUUCGGAUUCAAUACUGAAGUUCAAUAUAAAAUAUAACUUUCACAGUCACGCAUUAAUACUUUACUAGAAGGUAUAAAACGCGUGUGUGUGUGUGUGGUUUUUUUGUCUGCUUUUUUGUAGUUAUAGUGUGUGGCCAUUCACCUUUUUCACAUAGACCAUUAUGCACCUUCUUGACCUUUGAACAUUUUGCAUACCUGUUGUCUUCGAUUGCGGCUGUAAGACCCAGGAGUAAUUGAAAUUUAUUUAUUUAUUUAUUUAUUUGCGGUGGGGGAACAAGGUGCAUUAUGGUCUACAUAAAAUGGUGACUUCUUCAUUCAGUCUCAACUCAAAUUAAAUCUCGUGUAUCACCUGUGGCAAAGUUAACCUUAAAUUGUGUGGAACCGACAAAAAUUAAAACUAAGGAAUAAAAGGAG
Porites lobata is the source of this 26785-nucleotide messenger RNA. Lineage: Eukaryota; Metazoa; Cnidaria; Anthozoa; Scleractinia; Poritidae. The record is from the annotation of a GenBank genome assembly.